This is a messenger RNA of Vespula vulgaris, 2630 nucleotides long. It is a transcript of the gene Chmp1, whose product is annotated as charged multivesicular body protein 1b. Gene Ontology annotation, cellular component: multivesicular body; ESCRT III complex. Bases 360 to 962 code for a protein of 200 amino acids. The record is from RefSeq and is a predicted model, not a curated record. Gene Ontology annotation, biological process: endosome transport via multivesicular body sorting pathway; protein transport; late endosome to vacuole transport. The transcript is spliced from 4 exons. Lineage: Eukaryota; Metazoa; Arthropoda; Insecta; Hymenoptera; Vespidae.
GCUCCUGAAAUAUUGAUUAAAACUUUUGUGACAUCCUGUAUACAUUAUUUUAUAACGAUUAUCGCUGUUUGAUUGGAUAAGAAAAAUUUUGUCCGGAUAUUGUCGUCCAGGAUAAUGCACAGAAUUCACAUGAAAUAUAUCUGUAAAUUGUAGCUACUUUUUAUUGGUUAUAAUUUUCACUUGUGUGAAAUAACUCGUAGGACGUGUAUCUUAUUUAUGAUGUAUCUUUGUUACAUACGUGUGUGUUUUACUAACUAUAGUACAAGUGACAAAUUAGUGUGGAUUAAAUCUAUAAGAGACGAAUUAUUAACUUGAAAGGUUGCAAACUAACCGUCACAACGGGGAUCGAACAGUCAGCCAUGUCCGUCUCUCAGAUGGAGAAGAAUUUGUUCAACUUAAAGUUCGCUGUAAAGGAAUUAGAAAGAAAUUCCAAAAAAUGCGAGAAAGAAGAGAAAAUAGAAAAGGCCAAGGUAAAAAAAGCUAUACAGAAGGGAAAUAUGGAAGGAGCAAGAAUACACGCUGAAAAUGCAAUUAGACAAAAAAAUCAAGCUUUAAAUUAUUUACGUAUGAGUGCUAGAGUUGAUGCUGUUGCAAGUAGGGUACAAACAGCGUUGACUACUAGAAAGGUUACACAAUCUAUGGCUGGUGUAGUCAAAGCAAUGGAUGCUGCAAUGAAGUCAAUGAAUUUGGAAAAGAUAUCAGGUUUAAUGGACAAAUUUGAAAGUCAAUUUGAAGAUUUGGAUGUUCAAAGUUCAUAUAUGGAAAAUGCUAUGUCGCAAACAACAACAACAAAUGUACCACAAAAUGAUGUUGAUACAUUAAUGCAACAAGUAGCAGAUGAAGCUGGUCUUGAAUUAAACAUGGAACUGCCACCUGGACAACUAGGAAGUAUUGGUACUUCUACAGCUGUAAGUCAAGAACAGGACGAACUUACACAACGGUUGGCACGCUUAAGAGAAUAAUAUCAACUUCUUUGUGUAAUAAAAAUGUUAUAUAUCUACAGCUUAAAUGAAACAGAUACUUCUAAAAUUGAUCUUAGUAUUCUGUAUUUUAAUAGUGUUAUACCAAAUGUUAGUUACAUUGUGAAAUACAUGUAGAUAUCUAAAAUAAUAUUAACCUCAUUUCUAAUACACAAGUAAAUGCCAGUGUAACUAACAGUUAUUAUCUAUUAUAAUUUAGGUAUUUGUAUAUUAUAUAUAUUUAUAUGUUGAUAACAUUUUUAUUACAUAAAAUCAAUUUUGGCAAUAUAAUUUUAGUACAUUUUGGUUCAAUUUAUAAGCUUAUGCUUACAGUUAAUAUACUCUUUAUAUCUUAAAGUCAGGGAAUUGUUUAAUAUUUUUUUGGUAUAAAACAUUAAAAAACUUAAUUCAUUUAUACAAUUAUGAAAAACGGAAAACCUAAAUAAUGCGUGCCUUUUUGCAAUAAUAAAAUUCACAACUUAAGAUGAACAAGAUUUAUAUUAGAUCACUUUAAAAUUCCAAAAAAACAAGCGUAACGAAAUUUUUAUUAUAUUUGAUAAUAUCUGUUUUUAGUAUUAUAAUACUUAUUAUUAUUAAUAGGUAUAUAGGAAAUUAAAUUAGAUAAUAUAUACUUUUUUAUUCUUAUUAAUUUUUUAUAUAUAUCAAUAGCCCAAUUAAUUAACAUGCAAAAGAAUAUUUGUUAAAGCACAACAAUAAUUAUAGAAUAUUUAUAUAUUACAUACAUAUGUAAAUAAAAUGCUAUUUCUGUUAUGCUUAUAAAUGCUUGUUUCACAAGUUGCUACUCUUUUUUAUGAACUUUUUAAUCAAUGACAUUAAUUGCAUAAAAUUUAAGUACAAUUUAAAAUUACUUUUUCAAUUAUUACAAAAAAAAAAGAAAGAAAGAAAAAAAUAUUUAAUAUUUCAUUAUAAAAAUGAAGAUAAUCUUAAACUCUUGCUUUAGCUUAUAUAAAAAAUUCAUGUAUGUACUUGUGUAAUUAUUUAUAAAACAUGUAAUAUAUUACUGACUAUAAAAAACAAACCAUAAAGAAAAUUUCAAUAUAAUAUUAAGAAAAACCUUAUCUUGAAAUAUAAUAUAUUAUUUUUAAAGAUCAUUGUAGUAAUUAUGUUAUAUCAAUAAUUAUGUUAUAUCAUCACAAGAAUAUAAUUUCUUAAUUUCCAUUUGAAAAUUUUUUUAUCCAAAGUGUAUCAUAAGGUACAGCUUGUUCUAAAGUAAUUUUUUUUUCUUGAUGUAAUUCUAAGAAAGAGGAUUUUUUUUAACAAUACUUUUUAUCUUAAAAAUACUUUGUAUUUAUAGAAUGAAAAUUUACCUAAAAGUAGUAAAUAACAACAUGCUGCAUCAGUUUUACUAUAUUGACCAGGUGGAAUAACAUCAAUGAACCGAAUUAAUUCUCUAUCAUGCCAAAGAACUUCUAAGAGUGCAAGCAAAUCUAAUUUUGUUAGCAAACAUGACUGAGAGAGUUUAAUAGUUUCCUGACUAAAAAGAGAAAAUAAAUAAAUAAUCAUAAAUUGUUUUUAAAAACUAUAGCAUUAUAAUAACAGUAUUAAUUAAUUAUAUAUAAACUUAAUUAUACUGUAAUUAUAUAUAGUUAAUCAUAUAUAUGAUGUUCACUAUAUUUAUAUAAAAAAUAAAAAUACAUUUUAUAAAUGAUA